AAGAACUUAAAGCCGGCGCAUUAACUCGUUCAAGGAGCGCUCACACGAUAAAGAGAGUGGAUUGGUCAAACCGUAAGGGUCCCGCCCACAACGCCUCAUCCACCAAUGGAUGUGCGGCCAGGGCGGGGCGGGGCGGGGCGGGGAAGGGGCGGGACGAGCCUCGCGCGGGCUCCUUAAGUAGCGGCUGCGUGGAUGCCCUAGUAGAAGAUUUUACGACGGCACCGUGGGGUGGUGCGGAGCCAGACGGGAGCGACGUCGGACGCGCCGGAUCUUCCUCACGGAACCAUGUCGAAGCAAGAAGGAGGCGCCAACGCCUCCUCAUGGGUCGUUGCUUCCCGGCGAAACUCGGCGGUGUCCCGUGCUCCGGAAAGGAGGCCGACGGAGGACCCGAAUCGAAGAGGUCAGGAGGCCGGUAGGGGCAGCAGAGGUGGCGGCUGGAGGAACCCCUCCGGCCUCCAGCAACCUGUGGCCGCUGGCCUCCGAGAACCGCCGCUUUGCUUUGGAUUGAAUAACGUGUGGAUCGGCGCUGUGAUCGGUCGUGGAGGGUCAAAAAUAAAAGACAUCCAAAUUACAACAAACACGAAAAUACAGAUAAUAAAAGGUCACUCAGAAGAAGCGGAGGUCAGAAUCUUUGGCAACAAGGUGAUGCAGGCGAAGGCCAAAACAGUGAUAGAUAAUCUUGUUAAAAAACAAGAAAAUUACAAUUCAAAACUCAGAACUGAUAUUAUUGCAUUCCAACCUUCUGUUGGAAGAGAUGUAAAGACAGAUAGUAAUGUUACAGAGAAUCAACCAUUGAUUGAUUGGGAUCAAAUUCGAGAAGAUGCUUUGAAAUGGGGGAAAAAAAAGUGGGAAGAUUUACCACCAAUUAAGAAAAACCUUUACGUGGAGUCAGAGGCAACAAGUUCAAUGUCACAAGUGCAAGUAGACAUUUGGAGGAAAGAAAAUUAUAAUAUAAUGUGUGAUGACUUGAAAGAAGGGGAGAAGCGUCGUAUACCCAAUCCUACUUGUAAAUUUGAGGAUGCUUUUCAGUGUUAUCCUGAGGUUAUGGAAAACAUUAAAAAGGCAGGCUUUCAAAAGCCAACACCAAUCCAGUCGCAGUCAUGGCCGAUAGUUUUACAAGGUGUAGAUCUUAUAGGAGUAGCCCAAACUGGAACCGGGAAAACACUGUCGUACUUAAUGCCCGGAUUUAUACACUUGGAUUCACAGCCUGUAAUUAGAGGAAAAAGGAGUGGACCUGGCAUGUUAGUCCUCACACCUACACGCGAGUUAGCACUUCAAGUGGAAGCUGAAUGUUCCAAGUAUUCAUAUAAAGUCCUCAAAAGUGUGUGUAUAUAUGGCGGUGGAGAUAGAAAUGGACAAAUACAAGAUCUGAAGAAAGGAGUAGAUAUUAUUAUUGCAACUCCUGGAAGACUGAAUGAUCUACAAAUGAAUAACUUUGUUAACCUCAGAAAUGUAACCUACUUGGUUUUAGAUGAAGCCGACAAGAUGCUAGAUAUGGGAUUUGAACCCCAGAUAAUGAAGAUUUUAUUAGAUGUGCGCCCAGACAGGCAGACUAUUAUGACAAGUGCAACAUGGCCAUAUGCUGUCCGUCGACUUGCACAGACUUACUUGAAAGAGCCAAUGAUUGUAUAUGUUGGUACUUUGGAUCUAGUGGCAGUAAGUACCGUGAAACAAAACAUAAUUGUCACCACCGAAGAAGAGAAACGCUCUCAUAUCCAAACUUUUCUAGAAAGCAUGUCUCCCAAAGACAAAGUCAUAGUGUUUGUCAGCAGAAAAGCUGUAAGUAAAACUAGUGGAUUGAUAGUGAUAUUAGAAGAAGCACUUCAGAUCACUGACUUCAUCUUUUGCUUCAGUGCUGACCACCUAUCAAGCGACCUGAUUCUGCGACAUGUAUCAGUGGAAUCCCUUCACGGUAAUAGGGAGCAGAGUGACCGAGAGAGGGCAUUAGAAAACUUUAAAACAGGUAAAGUAAGAAUAUUGAUUGCCACCGACUUAGCAUCUCGGGGUCUUGACGUCCUUGAUAUCACACACGUCUAUAAUUAUGAUUUCCCCCGGAACAUCGAAGAAUACGUGCACAGAGUAGGGCGCACUGGAAGAGCAGGGAGAACUGGGAUAUCUAUUACUCUUCUCACUAGAAAUGACUGGAGGGUUGCUGGAGAGUUAAUUAAUAUUCUGGAAAGAGCGCGACAGAGUAUCCCAGAGGAUCUUGUGGCAAUGGCCAAGAGGUACGAGGUGAAUAAACUGAAAAAAGAAAUGGAGAAAAAAUUGGGGAAACCCCAAGGAAAACCCCAGAAGUUUUAUUAUUAAUGCCCUUGUUGAAAAGUGGUACCAGCCUCCUGAGAGGAGAUCUCAAGAUAUAUGGAAGUAUGGGAAACAUGCUGGCACUAUGAAGAAAUAAGUGAUUCUUAAAAUAAUAGUGUUUAAAAAUGUAGAAUUCAGGGCGCCUGGGUGGCUCAGUUGGUUAAGCGACUGCCUUCGGCUCAGGUCAUGAUCCUGGAGUCCCGGGAUCGAGUCCCGCAUCGGGCUCCCUGCUCAGCAGGGAGUCUGCUUCUCCCUCUGACCCUCCUCCCUCUCAUGCUCUCUGUCUCUCAUUCUCUCUGUCUCAAAUAAAUAAAUAAAAUCUUUAAAAAAAAUAAAUAAAUAAAUAAAAUAAAAAUAAAUAAAAAAUGUAGAAUUCAGUAUUUUAUACUUUAAUAAAAUCAAAAGUAUUUAAACUUGAGUUAAAUUUUUUUUCAUGGAUAUUAAGGAAUGUAGCAUUUUUUCACUUUUUACUAUCCUUAUUUAAGAAUGUAAAUUUUAUCUCCUGUAAUGUUGUUAUAUUAAGGUCAGUCUUAAGAGUUGAAAGCC
Molecule: messenger RNA, 2847 nt
Organism: Mirounga angustirostris (Northern elephant seal)
Lineage: Eukaryota; Metazoa; Chordata; Mammalia; Carnivora; Phocidae
Gene: DDX43
Product: DEAD-box helicase 43
Exons: 17
Coding region: 286-2307 (673 amino acids)
Molecular function (GO): RNA helicase activity; ATP binding; RNA binding
Source: RefSeq, a predicted model, not a curated record